AUGGAGAAACAUCCGAGCUGUGAACACCACGAUGUCUUGGAAAAGUAUGAUGACGCGCCCGUCAUGGUUGAUGCCCUAACCCCAGAAGAACUGGAGCGAGAGAAGAAGCUCGUGCGCAAGAUUGACUGGUACAUUCUGCCAUGCAUGUGGUUCAUGUACUUGCUAUCGUACAUGGACAGAACCAACAUCGGAAAUGCCAAGAUUGCCGGAAUGGACAAAGACCUCAACCUAGACUCGAAUAGAUACUCCAUCGCCCUGACCGUCUUUUUCGUCAGCUACGUCGUCUUUGAAGUCCCUUCCAACAUGAUUCUCACCCGCACCCGACCAAGCCGGUACCUCGCCACCAUCAUGUUCCUGUGGGGCGCCGUCACCGUCGGCAUGGCCUUUACGCCCAGCUACGGCGCCUUUGUCGCCUUUCGCUUCGUCAUGGGCCUGCUCGAGUCCGGCUUCGCGCCCGGCAUCCUCAUGAUUCUGUCGUCCUGGUACCGCAAGGAGGAGCAGAGCAAGCGCUUCGCCGUGUACAUCUCCGCCGCCAUCCUGUCCGGCGCCUUUGGCGGCCUUCUCGCCGGCUCCAUCACGAGUGGUCUCCACGAGGCGCAUGGGCUCGUCGGCUGGCGCUGGCUGUUCAUCGUCGAGGGCGCGGGCACCAUGGUCGUUGCCAUUGCCGCCGCCUUUAUCCUGCCCGACUUUCCGAGCAACACGUCGGCGCGCAAGCUCAACGCGGCGGAGAGGAGCUUGGCGAUUCGGAGACUGGAAAUCGAUGCGAAAAGUCGACCGACGGAAGAAGAGCCGCAUUUGAGCCACUUGCAGGCUCUGAAGCUGAGUGUGAUUAAUUGGAGGACCUGGCUGCUGAUUAUCGGUUACAUGGCCAUUGUCGGAUCAUCCACUCUAUCUUAUUUCUACCCAACAUUGGUUCAAGGACUUGGCUUCAAGGGAAAAGACGCGCAGUACAUGACCGUUCCCAUCUUCGGUGUAGCAUUUGUCACGACCGCCAUCAUCGGCUACGUCGCCGACAAGAAUUCCAAAUGGCGGGGUGUAAUUCUUGGUGCCAUGAUGAGUGUCGCAAUGCUCUGCUCCAUUAUCAUAUGCGCCAUUUACAAUGUCAAGGCACGAUACGCUCUUCUUGUCAUCAUGGCUUCGGGUCUGUGGGCGUCGAAUGGCCUGGCACUUUCGUACGCUUCGGUGACGUUUUCGUCCAUGCCAAACGAGACAAAGGCGGUGUCGCUCGCACUCGUGAAUGCCAUGGGAAACUUGGCGCAGAUAUAUGGUGCUUAUCUGUUUCCAUCUAAAGACAGCCCAAAGUACCUGACUGGCUUUGGUGUCAUCAGCGGCCUGUGCUUGACGGGCGUGCUGGCCUACCUGUCGCUGCAUGUGCUGCUUGCGCGGUCUGCGAAGCGCAGCGCUGGCAUUCAUAGAUAA
Molecule: messenger RNA, 1419 nt
Organism: Akanthomyces muscarius
Lineage: Eukaryota; Fungi; Ascomycota; Sordariomycetes; Hypocreales; Cordycipitaceae
Exons: 3
Coding region: 1-1419 (472 amino acids)
Biological process (GO): transmembrane transport
Cellular component (GO): membrane
Molecular function (GO): transmembrane transporter activity
Source: RefSeq, a predicted model, not a curated record